This is a messenger RNA of Phyllopteryx taeniolatus (common seadragon), 2362 nucleotides long. RefSeq names its product ERGIC and golgi 3 (gene ergic3). Gene Ontology annotation, cellular component: COPII-coated ER to Golgi transport vesicle; endoplasmic reticulum membrane; Golgi membrane. The record is from RefSeq and is a predicted model, not a curated record. NCBI's taxonomy places the organism in Eukaryota, Metazoa, Chordata, Actinopteri, Syngnathiformes, Syngnathidae. The coding region runs from base 115 to 1284 and encodes 389 amino acids. The transcript has 14 exons. Gene Ontology annotation, biological process: endoplasmic reticulum to Golgi vesicle-mediated transport; retrograde vesicle-mediated transport, Golgi to endoplasmic reticulum.
UCCUCCUAACCCGGAAGAGAACUCCCCAGAACUUGAAGUGUGUUCGGAGCCCAGCAACGGCGGCGUUUGUGUCUUGCUUGGCUAUCGGUGGCGAGUGGCCGCCCGCCGCGUAAAAUGGACACGCUCAACAAGCUCAAACAGUUUGACGCCUAUCCCAAAACUCUGGAGGAUUUCCGGGUGAAGACAUGGGGCGGCGCGACCGUGACAAUCAUCAGUGGCAUCAUCAUGUUAAUCCUCUUCAUUUCUGAGCUGCAGUACUAUCUCACUAAAGAGGUGCAUCCCGAACUGUACGUCGACACGUCCCGAGGAGACAAGCUGAAGAUCAAUGUCGACGUGGUCUUCCCUCACAUGCCCUGCGCCUACCUCAGCAUCGACGCCAUGGACGUGGCCGGCGAGCAGCAGCUGGAUGUGGAGCACAAUCUCUUCAAGCGGCGGCUGGACAAAGACCUACAAGGUGUCACGGACGAGGCGGAGAAACACGAACUCGGGAAAGCUGACGACGGACAAGCAUUUGACCCCAGCACGCUCGACCCGAAUCGGUGUGAGAGCUGCUACGGUGCAGAGACGGAGGAACUCAAAUGUUGCAAUACCUGCGAUGACGUGCGCGAGGCGUACCGGCGUCGAGGCUGGGCCUUCAAGAGCGCCGACACCAUCGAGCAGUGCAAGCGAGAAGGCUUCACGCAGAAGAUGCAGGAGCAGAAGAACGAAGGCUGCCAAGUGUACGGUGUUCUGGAGGUCAACAAGGUGGCGGGAAACUUCCACUUUGCUCCGGGAAAAAGUUUCCAGCAGUCGCACGUGCACGUGCACUCUGUGGAAAUUCACGACCUGCAGAGUUUCGGCUUGGACAAUAUCAACAUGACCCAUUUGAUCAAACACCUGUCGUUUGGGGAGGAUUACCCCGGCAUCGUGAACCCUCUGGACGGCACCCAGGUGACGGCGCCACAAGCAUCAAUGAUGUACCAGUAUUUUGUCAAAAUUGUCCCCACCAUUUACAUGAAAACGGAUGGCAAGGUUGUAAAAACCAACCAGUUCUCGGUCACCAAACAUGAAAAAGUGGCCAAUGGCUUGAUAGGCGACCAGGGCCUGCCCGGAGUCUUUGUUUUAUACGAGCUCUCCCCAAUGAUGGUGAAAUUCACUGAGAAACACAGAUCCUUCACUCACUUCCUGACUGGAGUGUGCGCCAUCAUCGGGGGCGUCUUCACAGUGGGCGGUCUCAUCGACUCUCUCGUCUACCACUCGGCCCGCGUCAUUCAGAAGAAGAUAGAGCUGGGGAAGGCCUCCUAACAACGGCGUCCCCCCCCCCCCCGCCCCACGCUGGCCUCCGCGUGGCCCCCCGAGAGCACGACGCACGGACCGACGGGAGGCAGGCGGGCAGAGGACCGAGCAUCUUUACGUCGUCCUGACCGAGAAGGACUUCAACAUCAGCCAGGUCCUCUGUCUCCCUUUUCGUUGCGUUCCUGCGAGCGCAACGCUUCUAACCCUGCUGACUCAACGCCGCCGGCACGGUUAAAUGAACACAGGAGGGCGCUCUGUAUCAUCGGCCGUGGGUUGUCAUGGCAACAGCAGCGAGGCCUGUGGCUACGCUCUUUCUUCAUGGACGUGACCUUUAUUUAGGUGUCCUUCUUUGUGGUCUCCUCUUUGUCAGUUGUGUAUGUCCUUCAUUCGUGUACUUUGUUUCUGUCCUUCUUCUUGGUCCAUUGUUUGUGUCUAGGUCCUUCAUUGGUGUACUUUGUUUAGCUUCCUUAUUUGUGCCCGUCAUAUAGGUCCGUUGUUAUCGUCUUUUUUUCCUUGGUGCCCGUCUCCCCUCCCCCUUUUGUUUACGUCCGUUAUUUUUGUCUUUUACGACCACCUCCAUCCCUUUUUUACAGCCUUUGCCUCAGUGCCUUGUUUGCGCCCUUUAUCCGGGGCCCCUUGUUUUUCUUGAGGUGCCGUCCUACGUGUGCGUCGUUUGUCUUUUUAUGUCCCGCGUCGUCAUCGCGUUGCAUUUAAACUCACUUUCCCCAUUACGUUAAUAACAUGUUCACAUCAAUAUUUACUUUGUCAUGCCAACACGAGGUGUGUGUGUGUGUGUGUGUGUGUUGAGAUCAUAAAGUUGGAAUUGUACAUGAGUGAAUUUUCUUUUAAUGGCCACAAAAGUAUCAGAUCAACAAGCGUUAAAAAAAAUAAUAAUAAUAAGGUUGAGUGUGAAUUGUGUGUGUGAAGGACAAGGCAAGUAAAUGCAUCACGUUGAUUGUUUUAUUGUUCCGGGCAAGGGGCUGCUUCUCUUCUUUUUUUGGGGGACUUUUUAAGGCUUGUCGCCGAUUAUUCUUUGGCGUUGUCAUCGGUCAGUAUGCAUCUCCAUUCUAAUAAACCUGAGACAGUC